UGCGUUUCGUGUGAGGCUUUGCUGUUGCCCGCUUAACUGCCGACAUGGCGCUGGUUGGGCUUGCGGUGUCCAGAGCCGUGUUGCCGGCAGUUGGUGGGCUAACGAGGCCGAGGCGGCUGACGCGCCUCGCUGCCGGGUUCUUGCUUCGCAGGCACGCGGCGCAUUUCACUUUCCAGCCAGACCCAGAGCCCACCCGGCAUGGCCAGACACAAAAAAUGAAUCUUUUCCAGUCUAUAACAAGUGCCUUGGAUAAUGCCUUGUCCAGAGAUCCAACUGCAGUAGUAUUUGGUGAAGAUGUAGCCUUUGGUGGAGUCUUCAGGUGUACUGUUGGCUUGAGAGACAAAUAUGGUAAAGACAGAGUUUUUAAUACUCCGUUAUGUGAACAAGGAAUUGUAGGAUUUGGCAUUGGAGUUGCAGUCACUGGGGCUACAGCUAUUGCGGAAAUUCAGUUUGCUGACUACAUUUUCCCUGCCUUUGAUCAGAUUGUUAAUGAGGCAGCAAAGUAUCGGUAUCGCUCUGGAGAUCUCUUCAACUGUGGGAGUCUCACAAUAAGAGCACCUUGGGGUUGUGUGGGUCAUGGUGCAUUGUAUCAUUCUCAAAGCCCAGAAGCCUUUUUUGCCCAUUGUCCUGGACUAAAGGUUGUUAUUCCAAGAAGUCCUAUUGAAGCCAAAGGACUACUACUGUCAUGCAUAGAAGAUAAAAACCCUUGUAUAUUUUUUGAGCCUAAAAUAUUGUACAGAGCAGCAGUGGAACAAGUUCCUGUGGAGCCGUACUACAUUCCACUUUCUCAAGCAGAAGUGCUACAGAAUGGAAGUGAUGUUACUCUGGUGGCUUGGGGCACACAGGUUCAUAUUAUCAAGGAGGUAGCAGUUAUGGCACAAGAAAAACUUGGUGUAUCCUGUGAAGUAAUUGAUCUGAAGACUAUUCUACCUUGGGAUGCAGAGACUGUAUGCAAGUCCGUGGCAAAGACUGGACGAUUACUAAUCAGCCAUGAAGCCCCUCUUACAGGAGGUUUUGCAUCUGAAAUUAGCUCCACAGUUCAGGAGGAGUGUUUCUUGAAUCUAGAGGCUCCUAUUUCAAGGGUCUGUGGUUAUGAUACUCCAUUCCCUCAUAUUUUUGAACCAUUCUAUAUCCCAGACAAAUGGAAAUGCUAUGAUGCUCUUCGGAAAAUGAUUAAUUAUUAAACAGGUGGGAAGAAAAAGAAAAUGCAGUAAUUUACUGACCUGUUUGCAUAAGAAGUCAGUUUUCUGUAUUUAAGGGGAAAGAACUAUGUGAUAUCCUCAAAUUUAUUAUUAUGCAUACUUAUCUUGGCUUUCAUCAAAAAGCCCUAAAUUUCUGCCAGCUGUGAAAUCAAGAAUGGACAAAUAAUUGCUGUAAAAUAUAGUUUGAUCUUAAAUCUUUGCACAUAAUUAGACUGCUAAAAUUAUUACCAUAUAAUUGCACUCAAUAAAGAUGCUGUAAUCUUGAAACCUUUCAUCUGCAUUUUUGCCUUAAUUGAUAAAUCUAGGUUUACAAUGCUUUUAGAUAGCAUGUAUAUAAAACUGAAAUGGCAGUAGUUGUACACUUUGGAUUCUAAUCUUCUCUGUUCACAGUCAUGUUUUUUUGGUGGUUCCCCCUCAUGGGGCAGACCCCUACUUUACUCUCUCUGCUGAUCCUCAGGCGUCAGGGACACUACGUCAAAAUUUGAGGGGCACAACAGGCUGUAGUAGAAGAGAUGCAGGAAAUUUCCACAUCAUCCACUAUUGAUCCACUUAUUCUAGAUAGGAUCCACCCUUUUUUUAAUUAAGAACCCUUUGUGAGAUCAUUGGCAAACCAGUAAUUUAUUUUAAAGCCAAGUUUAAAUUAAAUUAUAAGAUGACUUGUGGUAUCAAGUGUAUCAUAAUUAAUAGUAAAAUGCAUACAGCUCCAAGUCUGUGAAUUUUAAAAUGGUGGGGGAUGGGGCAACCAAGGCCGAGCUGUCUACACAUUAUAAAUAUAAUAGAUAGGUAGUAUGAUGUGAGGUGACAACACACACUCUUCAUUACAUGCACAGGUAUGAGAGCUCUAGGAGCCCAAUGCUUAUAUUGAAGGUGCACAUCUUAUCUUAUUAGAACAUUUUCACUCUGCCUUUCUUGGUGGUUCAAGCCAGCUUACAAUAGUAGAUUAAAACAUUUACAGUUAAAAUCAAAAUAACCCACAAAUCCUCCCUCCCCUCCACUAUUCAACUCAAACGCCCCAGCAAACAGGCAUUGCAGCGCCUCCUGAAGAUCAUCAAGGUGGGGACUCCCUCACCUCUUGGGUAGCCCAUUCCAUAGAGCAGGGGCCACAAUAGAAAAAGCCUGAGCUCUGGUUAGUAUCAGGGAGGCCACCUUAAGAGGUGGGAUUGCCAAUAGAGGGCUGCUUGAAGGCCACAGUUGGCACACAGGAACAUAUAGAAAGAGAUAGUCCAAAUAUGUGGGUCUGAGGUUGUGAAGGGCUUUAAAUGUCAUAAUCAGUACCUUGAAUUGAAUUUGGAAACAGACUGGCAACCAAUGUAAUUAUUGAGAAAGGAAGAAAUAACUUUAUGGUAGCUAGUCAUGAAAUGACUGGUUUUGAAGGCCUGUUCGAGGAUACAUAUAUCUGACAUGAGGGUAGAUUGACGUGUAAUGGGAAAAUGGCUUUCUGUAAUUUUUCUGAUAUAUAGUAAAAAUUUAGGAAGUAGUUAUUCAUGGAAUGUAUCCAUUACUUGUAUGGAUUUGAAAGUGCUUCAGCUAAUACUUCUAUCCAGUUAAAAGUUGGAAUACUUCUUUAUGUUUUACAGUUGAAAAGUCUAAUGAAAUACUCUGUGUUCUUUAAGUCUCAAGACAGAUAAGUUGUGGGUAACACCACUUUAACUUGUAUUAACAUAUUUGGGAGUGUCUUAGCCUUUGAAAUCUAAUUAAUUAUGCCUUUUUAUUAUGUUUUUUUAAGCAUAAAACGUUACAUUGUAUAGCAAAUACUAAACAUUGCAUUAUCUCAGUACACCAAAAUAUUUAAUUUUUAUUUAUAUAUGGUUUUGAUGAUGUCCUAUAUUUUCCCUGCAUUUUUAAAAAGAAUCGGUCUUAAUUGAUAGUUGCAAAUCAUUUAAAUUAACAUGAUGCUCUCUCAAAUCCUUGUCUAGAUGGCAGUGUUCACCUAUUCAACCUGUACUUGUGGAUAAAUGCCUUUUAAAUUUGCUUGCCACACAAAAGAUGUUUACUAGUAGAGGUUAAAAAGGUAUAGCAUAUAAAAAUGAAAUACUUGUUUAGGAAGCAAAAAGCAAAAUAUAUCAUUAUAUUUUAAACAAUAUCCUGUACCCCUUAAAUGUUUUAGAAGGUAAAAUCUUAAGUAAGCAUAACAUGUAUAUUCUGGUUAUUUAACAUUCAUUGUAAAAUAAAUCAUGUAAAUAUA
Eublepharis macularius is the source of this 3387-nucleotide messenger RNA. RefSeq names its product branched chain keto acid dehydrogenase E1 subunit beta (gene BCKDHB). The coding region runs from base 45 to 1184 and encodes 379 amino acids. Lineage: Eukaryota; Metazoa; Chordata; Lepidosauria; Squamata; Eublepharidae. Gene Ontology annotation, biological process: branched-chain amino acid catabolic process; response to nutrient. Gene Ontology annotation, molecular function: catalytic activity. The transcript has 11 exons. The record is from RefSeq and is a predicted model, not a curated record.